This is a messenger RNA of Symbiodinium necroappetens, 318 nucleotides long. Lineage: Eukaryota; Dinophyceae; Suessiales; Symbiodiniaceae. The record is from the annotation of a GenBank genome assembly.
GUGCUUGGAGGGCCACUGGGUGCCAUCGUGGGCGGAUACAACGAAGCCGACUGGCUCCACCAGGAGAUGUUUUCCAAGUCUCCAGCGGAUGCGGUGAAGGAGUCCUUCGAGCUGCUCGGCUUCGGCGACGUCAGGGAAGGUGACUGGUCUGGUGUCAUGGUGGAGGAAGUCUCCCUCGCCUACCGUCGCCAGUGCCUUCGGGGCCAUCCCAGCAGGGGAGGUCCUGCAAGGGGCUACUUGAAGUUGCAGGUGGCCAUGGAGGUCAUCCGUGCAUUUUGUGGAGAAGCCGGUCCCCUCACGCCCGAACCAGCAGAGGAG